Penicillium griseofulvum is the source of this 1224-nucleotide messenger RNA. Its product is annotated as FAD-dependent oxidoreductase. Gene Ontology annotation, molecular function: FAD binding. The record is from RefSeq and is a predicted model, not a curated record. The coding region runs from base 1 to 1224 and encodes 407 amino acids. NCBI's taxonomy places the organism in Eukaryota, Fungi, Ascomycota, Eurotiomycetes, Eurotiales, Aspergillaceae. The transcript has 4 exons.
AUGCACGUUCUCAUUGUUGGAGCUGGCACCGGCGGGCUUACUCUAGCCCAGAACCUCCGAAAGCAGGGCAUUUCAUAUGAGAUCUUUGAGCGGGACGUAGACAGCAAUGCGCGCUUCCAGGGAUGGGCUAUUGCUCUACACACGAUCGUCGAUGAACUCAUCUCCUCUCUCCCGUCAGACCUACCCGAUGUCAGAGAAGCCACUAACCACCUGGCCCCAUUGACACUUCCCGGCCAGUUCCGUUACUAUUAUGGUGGAAAGGAUCAGGGUUAUGGAUUCGAGGAUUCCGCCGAAGUGCCAUUUAUUCGUGCAGAGCGGUCUCUUCUUCGGAAGUGGCUUCUGACCAAUCUGGAUGUCCAGUGGAACAAGCAUGCUAUUCGGAUUGAACAUGAUGACGCAGGUGUCGAGGUAUUCUUUAACGAUGGCACAAGUGCUAAGGGAGAUAUCGUCGUUGGUGCCGAUGGCGUUUACAGUCCUGUUCGAACUACUCUUCUCCAACGCCCUAGCAGCGACCUCCUCCAGGUUGUCCCUCUAAGCGCCAUUGUGGGCGAACUGAAUCUAUCCGGCGAGGCCUUCACACGCCAGCUCGCUCUAGGCCACAGCGCCUACAACCUCGUCAACCCGGAACUUGGCUUCAUCGGGUUCGUCGGACUCCAUAAGGUCCUUCCAGAUGCCAAGUCUGGGCGCUUCUACUGGAUGUUCAUGCAACCCGAUGCGGAUGUCAACAGCUCCCAACAUUGGCUCCAGACUUCCAGCCAGCAGGAAAAGCUAGACCAUGUCCUCAAAACCACAGCAGGACUGCCUGCCAAGCUGCGAGAGAUUUUCGAACUUACCCCAGCCGAGGGAAUCCGCAAGGAGCCGCAUAUCUGGCGCGACCUUGAACUCGAAAGUCUGCCUUCCAGUCGUGUCGUGCUAUUGGGAGAUGCGGCACACGCAAUGACACCGUCCCGUGGCGAGGGUGCUUUCCAUGCUUUCCUCGAUGCGAUUAAGUUGACUAAAGUACUGGCCAAGUUGGAAGCUGAUGGCAGCGUCCAUGAUAUUGAUGUUGUGAAGGCUGCGGUCGCUGGUUACCAUGAGGAGAUCUUGAGAAGGGGUGGUGCGGCGGUCCGGGCUUCGAGAUCCUCCUACCAGGAUUCGAAGAAGCGGGCGGAGACUGGAGAACACUUUAUCACUGGAAUGAUAAAGUUGUCUGAUGCACCGAUUGUGCUUGAUGUCAAGGCCUGA